Molecule: messenger RNA, 1887 nt
Organism: Melospiza melodia melodia
Lineage: Eukaryota; Metazoa; Chordata; Aves; Passeriformes; Passerellidae
Product: ceramide transfer protein-like
Exons: 17
Coding region: 16-1887 (623 amino acids)
Biological process (GO): ER to Golgi ceramide transport
Molecular function (GO): lipid binding
Source: RefSeq, a predicted model, not a curated record
CUUCCCUGUUCGGCUAUGUCGGACAAUCAGAGUUGGAAUUCCUCUGGUUCCGAAGACGACCCCGAGACAGAGCUCGGGCUGCCCGUUGAGCUCUGUGGGGUACUCAGCAAGUGGACCAAUUACAUUCAUGGGUGGCAGGAUCGAUGGGUAGUUCUGAAAAGCAACACACUCAGUUACUACAAGUCUGAAGAUGAAACGGAGUAUGGCUGUAGAGGUUCUAUCUGUUUGAGCAAGGCUGUGAUUACACCUCAUGACUUUGAUGAAUGCAGGUUCGAUAUUAGUGUAAACGACAGUGUUUGGUACCUCCGAGCUCAGGACCCAGACCACAGACAACAGUGGGUAGAUGCAAUAGAACAACACAAGACUGAAUCUGGCUAUGCAUCAGAGUCAAGUUUACGACGCCAUGGCUCCAUGGUGUCUCUUGUUUCUGGAGCGAGUGGGUACUCUGCAACAUCCACCUCUUCAUUCAAGAAGGGCCAUAGCUUACGUGAGAAGCUUGCAGAAAUGGAAACCUUUAGAGACAUAUUGUGUAGACAAGUCGAUACUUUACAGAAAUACUUUGAUGCCUGUGCAGAUGCAGUUUCCAAAGAUGAACUCCAGAGGGAUAAAGUGGUAGAAGAUGAUGAAGAUGAUUUCCCUGCGAUGCGUUCUGAUGGGGAUUUUUUACAUAACAGUAACAGCAGUAAGGAAAAAUUGUUUCCAUAUGUGACACCCAAAGGAAUUAAUGGCAUAGACUUUAAGGGAGAAGCUAUAACUUUCAAGGCAACUACCGCUGGAAUCCUUGCUACACUCUCUCAUUGUAUUGAACUCAUGGUAAAACAUGAAGAAAGCUGGCAAAAAAGACUAGAUAAGGAAAUAGAGAAAAGGAGAAGAAUUGAAGAAGCAUACAAAAAUGCUGUGACAGAGCUGAAGAAAAAGUCCCACUUCGGAGGGCCAGACUAUGAGGAGGGUCCUAAUAGUCUGAUUAAUGAAGAAGAAUUCUUUGAUGCUGUUGAAGCUGCUCUUGAUAGACAGGAUAAAAUGGAAGAACAGUCCCAAUGUGAAAAGGUCAGAUUAUACUGGCCAAUAUCCUUACCUCCCGGAGAUGCAUAUUCUGCUGUGGGGACUCAUAGAUUUGUCCAAAAGCUCUAUAGUCGCUCUUCCUCCAUGUCUUCCAUUGAUCUAGUCAGUGCCUUUGAUGUUCACAGAUUCAGCACCCAGGUGGAAGAGAUGGUACAAAACCAUAUGACAUAUUCCUUGCAAGAUGUAGGAGGAGAUGCCAAUUGGCAGCUAGUGGUAGAAGAAGGAGAAAUGAAGGUGUACAGAAGAGAGGUGGAAGAGAAUGGAAUAGUGUUAGAUCCUUUGAAAGCAACACACGCUGUUAAAGGGGUAACAGGGCAUGAAGUUUGCCACUACUUCUGGAAUGUUGAUGUUCGUAAUGACUGGGAAACAACAAUUGAACAUUUCCAUGUUGUGGAAAAUCUAGCUGAUAAUGCCAUCAUCAUUUAUCAGAUGCAUAAGAGAGUGUGGCCGGCUUCUCAAAGGGAUGUGCUGUAUUUGUCUGCCAUCAGAAAAAUACCAGCAUUCAGUGAAAAUGAUCCUGAAACAUGGAUUGUUUGCAAUUUCUCUGUGGAACAUGACAGUGCUCCUAUGAACAAUCGUUGUGUCCGUGCCAAAAUAAAUAUUGCUAUGAUUUGUCAGACUUUAGUAAGCCCGCCAGAGGGGAACAAGGAAAUAAGCAGGGACAAUAUCCUAUGCAAGAUUACAUAUGUAGCUAAUGUGAACCCAGGAGGAUGGGCACCAGCAUCAGUGUUACGGGCAGUGGCAAAAAGAGAAUAUCCAAAAUUCUUAAAGCGUUUUACAUCAUAUGUGCAAGAGAAAACGGCAGGAAACCCUAUUUUAUUCUAG